AGACCGCCGGGCCGGCUCGCCUGAGCUCGCCCGCUGUCCGCCAGCCCUCCGGGGGAAGGGUGAAGUGGAGUGCUUCCGCGGUUGACUGCGCGGCGUCCUGGUCCCAAGUUGCCCCGUUGCGACGCUCCUCCCUGACAGAGAGGCUACCUCUGACUUUUUGAAUCCUAUCAAAGAGACAGGGUAACCUUCAAGCUGGCGGGAGCAAUGGUUCACAUCAAGAAAGGCGAGCUGACCCAGGAGGAGAAGGAGCUCCUGGAAGUCAUCGGGAAAGGUACUGUCCAAGAAGCUGGAACACUGUUAUCCAGCAAGAACGUUUGUGUCAACUGUUUGGAUGAGAAUGGGAUGACUCCUCUGAUGCACGCAGCAUAUAAAGGCAAACUUGACAUGUGCAAAUUACUCUUGCGACACGGAGCUGAUGUCAAUUGUCACCAACAUGAACAUGGAUAUACAGCCCUGAUGUUUGCUGCACUUUCUGGUAACAAAGACAUCACAUGGGUAAUGUUGGAAGCUGGUGCUGAGACAGACGUCGUUAACUCUGUCGGAAGAACAGCAGCUCAGAUGGCAGCCUUCGUGGGUCAACAUGAUUGUGUGACUAUAAUCAACAAUUUCUUUCCUCGAGAGAGACUGGAUUAUUACACUAAACCCCAGGGACUGGAUAAAGAGCCCAAACUGCCCCCAAAGCUGGCAGGCCCACUGCACAAAAUUAUCACCACAACAAAUCUUCAUCCUGUCAAGAUAGUGAUGCUUGUAAAUGAGAAUCCUCUGCUCGCGGAAGAAGGGGCUCUGAAUAAAUGCUACAGGGUGAUGGACUUGAUUUGUGAGAAAUGCAUGAAGCAAAGAGACAUGAAUGAAGUUCUGGCGAUGAAAAUGCACUACAUCAGCUGCAUCUUUCAAAAAUGCAUUAGCUUCUUAAAAGACGGAGAGAAUAAAUUGGACACCUUCAUCAAAAGCUUGUUAAAAGGCCGAGCUUCGGAUGGCUUUCCAGUCUAUCAAGAAAAGGUCAUUAGAGAAAGUAUCAGGAAGUUUCCUUACUGUGAAGCUACACUCCUCCAGCAGCUGGUGCGAAGCAUUGCUCCUGUUGAAAUUGGUUCUGAUCCCACUGCAUUCUCUGUCCUUACUCAAGCCAUCACUGGUCAGGUGGGCUUCGUGGAUGUGGAAUUUUGCACUACCUGUGGAGAAAAGGGAGCAAGCAAAAGAUGCUCAGUAUGCAAAAUGGUAAUAUAUUGUGAUCAAACCUGCCAGAAAACACACUGGUUUGCACAUAAGAAAAUCUGUAAGAAUCUGAAGGAUAUUUAUGAGAAGCAACAACUGGAAGCUGCCAAAGCCAGGAGCCAAGAGGAGAAUGAUGGCAAACCCGAUGUCAAUUCUAAUUGCGUUAAUGAAGAACAACCAGUGUCUGAAACCAGUAUCUCCCAAGAGGAUUCCAAUCCUAAAGAUUCUGUGGAAGGAGAGAAAGAAUGUCUUGGAAGUGAGGCUGGGUUGGAAGGCUUUCAGGAUGCUCCUGCAGGUCCACGGGCCUCUGAAGAGUGAAAGCCACAGCAGGUACCAGCAUGGGUGGUCCUCACCCUGGCAGGUAGCUGGGAAACUCAUGCAAAUGCGUCCUCAUGCCUCAGGUGACCUGUGUGCACCACAGCUGGAGUCCACACUUCCUAGAGCAGCCGCUGUCAAACCAUGCUCAGUCUACCCUGCCCGCCUUGCCUAUCGAUUUCUGUUGUAUAAGUGAACAGAUAGUCCCCCCCAAAUUGUUUUCUAUCAAAAUAAAGGAAAGACAUUUCUAUUACUUUUCUGAGGCUGGUUCCACAGAGGUCCUCAAAGGAAAAUAAAUCGUCCUAAGAAAUACAGGCUAAAGGGAACAAAGGGACAAGCUGAACAGGUGUGGGAGAGAGAUUUUUCAGGAAAGAAAAAUUUUAUAGCCACAGAGCUGGGUAUUUAGGAAAACUGUAACUUAUAUGUGAAUAAAGUGCAUCUAAAUAGCAUUGACAGUAGUGAAGUUCUUACUAGGAGGUAAUACAAGGAAGAAAUGCUGUACGUUAAAGAACUUUUGCCCUCGCUCAGCUUGCUGUUGUUUUACGUAGAAACUAUCCAGAACUAUGCAGAGCAGUCUGAACCCUGUAGUUCGGCAGUGAAAUGCUGUCUCCAGUGUCUGCAACUUCGGAAGUGUCAGGUACACUCAGAAGGCACUAAGGCCUAGCCAGCUUACUUCAGCAUGUACAUUAGAAAAGACACUCCUGAAAUUCUUCCUUAAAUAAUGGGUAAGCUUAUCGUGUACAUAAUUAUUGUAAAACUAAUUCACGUGCCAUGCUCCACCUACAAGGCUGACUUUGAUCUUCCUGUGAGCUUUCUGCAGGGUUCUUCCUGUCCAGAACAGGGAUUGGUAACUGUCACUUACAGAGUGAACCAACAUCAGUUUUUAGUAUCUACAGUAUUUAAACAGCUAGCGUGUGAUGUCUGAAGAUAACGCUGUGUUUCAAAGUUUCUUGUGUUGAUUUUAAAAUAAAUUGUGCCUACUAAGACGAA
This is a messenger RNA of Tupaia belangeri chinensis (Chinese tree shrew), 2517 nucleotides long. RefSeq names its product ankyrin repeat and MYND domain containing 2 (gene ANKMY2). Bases 205 to 1530 code for a protein of 441 amino acids. NCBI's taxonomy places the organism in Eukaryota, Metazoa, Chordata, Mammalia, Scandentia, Tupaiidae. Gene Ontology annotation, molecular function: protein binding. The transcript is spliced from 10 exons. The record is from RefSeq and is a predicted model, not a curated record.